UCGAAAUCUUUCUUUGAUCGUUGAAAAUUUGACCAAUCAUAUCCACUCAUGAGCCAACGGCAAAAUGUCGGCUCCAGAUCUAAAUCUGAUGUGUCCAGGUCACGUGAUCUUGAUUGUUGCCGAACUAGCGCGAUAAAACCUCAACCUCACUUCCAGCUCUCCGAUCAACGACAAGCCCCGGAUACCCCCAUCACGAACCAUCUCACAAUGGCGUCACGCUUGGCACGAAGCGCCGUCGGCGCUCCCCUCCUCCGACCCGUCCUCGCCCGCCGAGCUGCCCCUGCCAUCUCUGUUGCCGCCGCGCGAUACAACAGCAAUGUUCCCGCCGAGGACCCCAAGAAGAAGGCCCAGAGCAUCAUCGACGCUCUUCCCGGUAACAGUCUGCUCAGCAAGAGCGCUAUCCUGAGCUCCGCCGCUGGUCUUUCCAUCUACGCCAUCUCCAGCGAGUACUACGUCAUGAACGAGGAGACCAUCAUCGCCAUCUCCCUUCUCUCCGUCUGGGGUGCCUUGAUCAAGUACGGUGGCCCCGCCUACAAGGAGUGGGCUGAGGCGCAGAACAACAAGAUCAAGAACAUCCUCAACAGCGCCCGUGCCGACCACACCGAGGCCGUCAAGGGCCGCAUUGAGGACGUCAAGCAGAUGGGCAGCGUUGUUGAGAUCACCAAGAACCUUUUCGAGGUUUCAAAGGAGACCGCCAAGCUUGAGGCUGAGGCUUUCGAGUUGGAGCAGAAGACUGCUCUUGCUGCUGAGGCUAAGGCCGUCCUUGACUCUUGGGUCCGAUACGAAGGCCAGGUCAAGCAGCGACAGCAGAAGGAGCUCGCUCAGUCCGUUAUCGCUAAGGUCCAGAAGGAGCUUGAGAACCCCAAGGUCCUUCAGCAGAUCCUCCAGCAGAGUGUUGCUGAUGUUGAGAAGAUCGUUGCCUCCAAGGCCCAAUAGAUAAUUACACGCCGCCGCUAGAGUCUCGGUCCCUAGAUUCCACGGUUUUUCUUUGUACCCCUUCUGUGUCAUAACAACACCUGUGCAUUAGCCGAAUCAAUCAAGACCCUAGUUACUUCAUUGUCGGAAAGCUGUUACCCGUGAGAUCUUGGGAAUUUUUGGGUCGAUUGUGUUCAAUUGGGUUUGUCGGAGCUUGUAAAUUGCUCGUCGGAAAAGGUCGGGAUCUCCGAUAUCGCCUAUUCUCGGCGUAUAGCAAAUGUCCAAAACAAAACAUUUCAGCACAACGACUUCGUCUUUCUUAGUGAAUCAUUUCAACAAAUGCCCGCCGUACAUUUUUGCAGUCUGUCGCAAAUCGUCCCAUUUGGUCAUAAUGCUUCAUCAUUACUCGAGGCUCUUUGAUGAAUAUGGGUUGUUCUGAAACUAUCGUGCAUCUACACAUGAUUAAUCAUACAUGGAAAAGACCAGCAACCUCCAACGCCAAUUCCAAAGGCAUAUGCUCUAUGCUUCCUAAUAUCUUUGUCCAAGAAAACCACCCCUUUUCAUCAAACAUUUAGGAAAUAGUGAUUAAGAAAUGCGUAAAGCAGGAAACUUGACGGGAAAUAUUUAACGUGAAUAUUAGUAGAUCGGUCUCGAUUCCUCCCACUUUUUUACUUCAGGGGUUGCCUUUGUUGGCUCUGGCGACUCUAAUUGAGAGUUAGGACCGAGUGAUACCCGGCCGCUCCGUCGCCUCCUUGCACCGUCACCCGCAACAGGGCCAAUCCACUCCCAAGCGCGGCCUACCUCGCCGCUUCUUCCUUCGCGCUGACUGGUUCGAACAUUGCUGUUUUGUUCUACAACAGCUCGAACCCGCUGCCAGAUGCGUUCUCGCUCAGACAAUGAGUGAAUAGCCCGGAGGACGUCAUCUCUCAGGUUCGGUAAAAACAGCCAAGGAUCAUCGAUGCCUUCUUCACCUAGCUCCUUCUGAUUGGCAAGUCUACCCAGUACUAGGUCGACGAGAGUAGGAAUUUGAGCAGUUGUAGCUACAUGCUUCCGAUAUCGGGCUCGCAAGUAGAAAAUAACGAGAAUUAAAACGCUCAAAAGUCCAGCUGGGAAUCGAUAUCUUGCCAGGCCGAGUCGGAUUGAUCGUUUGAUCGUGCAGGUGUACGGAAGGCGAGCGAGAGACGAGGACGAUAGCCAUCUGUCUGAAAGAUCGGAGGAAUUGGACGAUCUGUAGGGUCAAUGGUGGAUCUGGUUAGUCAAUAGUCAGAAACAGUUGGAGCAAUGAAAUUGUCGCCAGAUCGGUCAUGAAAGUCCUGGGUUGUAAAGAGAGAAAGAACUUACGGUGCUGUCUCAAUGAUCUCGACCUCAUCUCUAGCUGCGACCUCGCCAAUGGCGGCAGCCCAC
Messenger RNA from Fusarium odoratissimum NRRL 54006, 2319 nucleotides. Its product is annotated as F-type H+-transporting ATPase subunit B. Bases 49 to 936 code for a protein of 295 amino acids. Lineage: Eukaryota; Fungi; Ascomycota; Sordariomycetes; Hypocreales; Nectriaceae. The transcript has 4 exons. The record is from RefSeq and is a predicted model, not a curated record. Gene Ontology annotation, biological process: proton motive force-driven ATP synthesis. Gene Ontology annotation, molecular function: proton transmembrane transporter activity.